AUGAAGUUCACCAUUGCCACCUUCUUUGCUCUGGCCUCCGUGGCCCUUGCCUUCUCCAUCGAGGACCGCAAUGCCCGCUAUGUCCAGCCUAGACAGGCAGACAUCAACUCGGUCGACGCCAGCAUCCCGGCCAUGUCGGACAGGAACGGCAACGUCCUCCCCUUCAACACGGCGGGUGUCUACAAGGAUGCUACCGCCAAGGGCCUCUAA
This is a messenger RNA of Lasiosphaeria miniovina, 210 nucleotides long. RefSeq lists its product as uncharacterized. The coding region runs from base 1 to 210 and encodes 69 amino acids. The record is from RefSeq and is a predicted model, not a curated record. NCBI's taxonomy places the organism in Eukaryota, Fungi, Ascomycota, Sordariomycetes, Sordariales, Lasiosphaeriaceae. The transcript has 2 exons.